UCCAUGGAUCCAUGGGUUGUGUCCACUUGGUCGCGUCUUUCAUGACGCAAUAUAUGCGACUGCAAAGAGGUCAACAACGAACGAGUUGCCCACAGUUCACUUAUUAACCAAAAAUUAACAGUCUAGUAUCGCAUUCUACUAAAUUUCUACCACCGAAAGCUCGAAAACACAACAACGCCAAGAUGUCGUAUAUGUUGCCGCAUCUUCACAAUGGAUGGCAGGUUGAUCAAGCUAUUUUAUCGGAGGAAGACCGAGUUCUCGUGAUUCGUUUUGGUCACGACUGGGACCCCACUUGCAUGAAGAUGGAUGAGGUUCUUUACAGCAUCGCCGAAAAGGUGAAGAAUUUUGCAGUGAUCUACCUGGUCGACAUCACAGAAGUACCAGACUUUAACAAGAUGUACGAGUUGUAUGAUCCUUGCACUGUGAUGUUCUUUUUUAGGAACAAGCACAUCAUGAUAGAUCUAGGAACUGGAAACAACAACAAAAUCAACUGGACAAUGGAGGACAAGCAAGAAAUGAUAGACAUUGUAGAAACCGUUUACAGAGGAGCGAGAAAAGGAAGAGGUCUUGUGGUUUCUCCUAAAGAUUAUUCUACAAAAUACAGAUAUUGAUGUUUUUAUUUUAUAUUAUGAUGAAUGUUAUUGGUCAGUGUAAUGUUUGGAUAUGUAUACUUUUUUAUUUGAAAGACAUCAGAAGAUACUGCCAGCAAAAUGGACAAUUUACAACAGUGAUGUCUAAAUGUGGUCUUAAAAUUGCGUUUAACAAUAAAUGUGUUUCAUUUGCA
Messenger RNA from Boleophthalmus pectinirostris (great blue-spotted mudskipper), 784 nucleotides. RefSeq names its product thioredoxin-like 4A (gene txnl4a). The record is from RefSeq and is a predicted model, not a curated record. Gene Ontology annotation, cellular component: U4/U6 x U5 tri-snRNP complex; spliceosomal complex; U5 snRNP. Lineage: Eukaryota; Metazoa; Chordata; Actinopteri; Gobiiformes; Gobiidae. Gene Ontology annotation, biological process: mRNA splicing, via spliceosome. The transcript has 4 exons. Bases 183 to 611 code for a protein of 142 amino acids.